Molecule: messenger RNA, 2352 nt
Organism: Hippocampus comes (tiger tail seahorse)
Lineage: Eukaryota; Metazoa; Chordata; Actinopteri; Syngnathiformes; Syngnathidae
Product: transketolase
Exons: 14
Coding region: 1-1887 (628 amino acids)
Biological process (GO): pentose-phosphate shunt, non-oxidative branch
Cellular component (GO): endoplasmic reticulum membrane; extracellular exosome
Molecular function (GO): transketolase activity; thiamine pyrophosphate binding
Source: RefSeq, a predicted model, not a curated record
AUGGAAGACUACCACAAACCAGACCAGCAGACGGUGCAGGCGCUCAGGAACCUCGCCAACCGGCUUCGGAUCAACUCCAUCAAGGCGACCACUGCGGCGGGCAGCGGUCACCCCACAUCAUGUUGCAGUGUUGCAGAGAUCAUGUCUGUGGUCUUUUUUCAUACCAUGAAGUACCGACCUGAAGACCCACGCAACCCCAACAAUGACCGUUUCAUCCUUUCCAAGGGUCAUGCUGCCCCUGUGCUGUAUGCUGUGUGGGCGGAGACGGGCUACCUGAAGGAGAAUGAGCUGCUCAACCUGCGCAAGGUCGACUCCAUCCUUGAGGGUCACCCUGUCCCGAGGCAGCAGUUUGUGGAUGUGGCCACAGGUUCUCUGGGCCAAGGUCUCGGGGCUGCCUGCGGAAUGGCCUACUCUGGGAAGUACUUUGACGAGGCCAGCUACCGGGUCUUCUGCCUGCUGGGUGACGGCGAGCUGUCUGAGGGCUCGGUGUGGGAGGCCAUGGCCUUCGCCUCCUACUACCAGUUAGACAAUCUGGUGGCCAUCUUGGACAUCAACCGGCUAGGCCAGAGUGACCCGGCGCCUCUCCAGCACCACGUCGAGAAGUAUCAACGACGCUGCGAGGCCUUCGGGUGGCAUGCCAUCAUUGUGGACGGACACAGUGUGGAAGAGUUGUGUAAGGUCCUGAAUCAGCCCCGCCACCAGCCACUUGCCGUCAUUGCCAAGACCAUUAAGGGCAAGGGCAUACAAGCGGCCGAGGAUAAGAUGGGCUGGCACGGGAAGCCUCUCCCCAAAGACAUGGCCGAGAGUGUCAUCAAGGAGCUGCAGAGCCGCAUGGUCAGCUGCAACAAACGCCUGUAUCCUUCGCCGCCCGUCGAGGACGCCGCGCCCGUCAGCCUGCGCAACAUCCGCAUGCCCAGUGCACCCAGUUACAAACCUGGAGAGAAGAUUGCCACCCGGAAGGCAUACGGCAUGGCUCUGGCCAAGCUGGGCCGCUACAACGAGCGUGUUGUGGCGCUUGACGGAGAUACCAAGAACUCGACCUUCUCCGAGCUGUUCAAGAACGAACACCCCAACCGUUACGUGGAGUGCUACAUCGCUGAGCAAAACAUGGUCAGCGUGGCCAUCGGGUGCGCCGUGCGGGACCGCAACGUGGUCUUUGCCAGCACUUUUGCUACCUUCUUCUCCCGGGCUUACGACCAGCUGCGCAUGGCCGCCAUCUCUGAGAGCAACAUCAACCUGUGCGGAUCCCACUGCGGCGUCUCCAUUGGAGAGGACGGUCCCUCUCAAAUGGGUCUGGAGGAUCUGGCCAUGUUCAGAGCCAUUCCCGGGGCCACCGUCUUCUACCCUAGUGACGGUGUCUCCACUGAGAAGGCUGUGGAGCUUUCGGCUAACACGAAGGGUCUGUGUUUCAUCCGAACAAGCCGCCCAGAGAACAACAUCAUCUAUAACUGCAAUGAGGACUUCCAUGUUGGACAGGCUAAGGUUGUGUACAAAACCAAUGACGACCAUGUGACCGUCAUUGGCGCGGGGGUGACCCUCCACGAAGCGCUGGCGGCCGCCGAACAUCUGAAAAAAGAGAGAAUUAACAUCCGCGUGAUUGACCCGUUCACCAUUAAACCUUUGGACUCCAAGACCAUCAUUGACAACGCUAGGGCCACCAGGGGGCGCAUCAUCACCGUGGAAGAUCAUUACUAUGAAGGUGGUCUCGGCGAGGCAGUGUGCUCGGCGGUGGUGAAUGAAAGCGGCUUCAGUGUGCACCGCCUGGCCGUGUCGCAGGUGCCCCGCAGCGGCAAGCCUCACGAGCUGCUCCAGAUCUUCGGCAUCGACCGCGACGCCAUCAUUCAGGCCGUCCGCAAGGUGCUCAGCGGCGCCGCCAACGCCAAGUGAGGCCGGACGGGUGGAGGGGCGCCCCGGUGAAGGUGAACUCUUGUCUUUUCGUCAUGAUGACAACCAACGCAUAAGGGGAGUGAAGGCUCCAGUCCUCAUAAGAUGCCCCUUUACAUUAAAAAAAAAAAUUUAAAAAGCAAUUCAUGUUGUUUAACACCCAAACCCAAUUCUGUUGGCGCACACACGCACAAAUGUACAACCCCUCCUUGCCCCCCUCCCCUGAGAAAGUUCUGAUACUGCUGUAGUGUGGACGUGAAAGAAGUCAAGUGAUGUUUUGUUUUUCAAUUGUUUUUGUGGAACCCCUCGCUUCUUGGGUGCGACGCCACACCCACUCUCAAUUGUAAGCCCCACCCACUAGUGGCAACCGUGGUUUGUUUCAGAGCACCAAUUGUUUUUAAACCCUUUUUUGCCCUCACUUGCGACAGGAUGGCCUCACACCAAUAAAAGGUUGCUUUCUUCACAAUA